This is a messenger RNA of Linum trigynum, 3746 nucleotides long. NCBI's taxonomy places the organism in Eukaryota, Viridiplantae, Streptophyta, Magnoliopsida, Malpighiales, Linaceae. The record is from the annotation of a GenBank genome assembly.
CGAUGAUUGAGUCCAUUACGCACCGAUUUGGGCAGAUUUAAUUCGUGUCAAUUUUUGGCAGAUUCCAAAGGGGUACCAUCACAGAUUUUGGGCGAUUUAUCCCGAAAUGCCAUUUUCUUUCGAUUCUGGAAGCUAUAGAUCACGGAAUCAGGCCGAGGCUAUUCUCCACCGAUAAUGAAGUCUAUUGAUCGUAUUCUCCACGGAUGAUAAAUCCCUUAAGCAUCAAUUUGGACCAAUUUAUUUUCGGAUGGCAUUUUCGUAAUUUCUUGGGCGACGAAAGGGUAUUUUCUUUGGAUAUUGAAGGCUACAUAUCACGGAUUCGGUCUGAGGCUAUUCUCCAACAAUGAUUGAGUCCAUUAAGCACCGAUUUGGGAGGAUUUAUUCCGGGUCAACUUUUGGCAGAUUCCAAAAGGGUACCAUCACAGAUUUCAGGCGAUUUAUCCGAAAUGCUAUUUUCUUUCGAUUCUGGAGGCUACAGAUCACGGAAUCACGCCGAGGCUAUUCUCCACCGAUAAUGAAGUCUAUUGAUCCUAUUCUCCACGGAUGAUAAGUCCAUUAAGCAUCGAUUUGUGCCAAUAUAUUUUCGGAUGGCAUUUUCGUAAUUUCUUGGGCGACGAUAGGCCAUUUUCUUUGGAUAUUGAAGUCUACAGAUUACGGAUUCGGCCUGAGGCUAUUCUCCAACGAUGAUUGAGUCCAUUAGGCACCGAUUUGGGCAGAUUUAUUCCGGGUCAAUUUUUGGCAUAUUCCAAAGGGGUACCAUCACAGAUUUCGGGCGAUUUAUCCGAAAAGUCAUUUUCUUUCGAUUCUGGAGGCUACAGAUCAUGGAAUCAGGCCGAGGCUAUUCUCCACCGAUAAUGAAGUCUAUUGAUCGUAUUCUCCCCGGAUGAUAAGUCCAUUAAGCAUCGAUUUGGACCAAUUUAUUUUCGGAUGGUAUUUUCGUAAUUUCUUGGUCGACGAAAGGCCAUUUUCUUUGGAUAUUGAAGCCUACAGAUCACGGAUUUGGCCUGAGGCUAUUCUCCAAUGAUGAUUGAGUCCAUUAAGCACCGAUUUGGGCGGAUUUAUUCCGGGUCAAUUUUUGGCAGAUUCCAAAGGGGUAUCAUCACAGAUUUCGGGCGAUUUAUCCUAAAUGCCAUUUUCUUUCUAUUCUGGAGGCUACAGAUCACGGAAUCAGGCCGAGGCUAUUCUCCACCGAUAAUGAAGUCUAUUGAUCCUAUUCACCACGGAUGAUAAAUCUGUUAGCAUCGAUUUGGGCCAAUUUAUUUUUGGAUGGCAUUUUCGUAAUUUCUUGGGCGACGAAAGUCCAUUUUCUUUAGAUAUUGAAGGCUACAGAUCACGUAUUCAGCCCGAGGCUAUUCUCCAACGAUGAUUGAGUCCAUUAAGAACUGAUUUGGGCGGAUUUAUUCCGGGUCAAUUUUUGCAGAUUCCAAAGGGGUACCAUCACAGAUUUCGGGCGAUUCAUCCGAAAUGCCAUUUUCUUUCGAUUCUGGAGGCUACAUAUCACGGAAUCAGGCCGAGGCUAUUCUCCACCGAUAAUGAAGUCUAUUGAUCCUAUUCACCACGGAUGAAAAGUGCGUUAAGCAUCGAUUUGGGCCAAUUUAUUUUCGGAUGGCAUUUUCGUAAUUUCUUGGGCGACGAAAGGCCAUUUUCUUUGGAUAUUGAAGGCUAAAGAUAACGGAUUCGGCCUGAGGCUAUUCUCCAACGAUGAUUGAGUCCAUUAAGCACCGAUUUGGGAGGAUUUAUUCCGGGUCAACUAUUGGCAGAUUCCAAAGGGGUACCAUCACAGAUUUCAGGCGAUUUAUCCGAAAUGCCAUUUUCUUUCGAUUAUGGAGGCUACAGAUCACGGAAUCAGGCCGAGGCUAUUCUCCAUCGAUAAUGAAGUCUAUUGAUCCUAUUCUCCACGGAUGAUAAGUCCAUUAAGCAUCGAUUUGGGCCAAUAUAUUUUCGGAUGGCAUUUUCGUAAUUUCUUGGGCGACGAUAGGCCAUUUUCUUUGAUUAUUGAAGUCUACAGAUCACGGAUUCGGCCUGAGGCUAUUCUCCAACGAUGAUUGAGUCCAUUAGGCACCGAUUUGUGCAGAUUUAUUCCGUGCAAUUGUUUUGGCAGAUUCCAAAGGGGGUACCAUCACAGAUUUCGGGCGAUUUAUCCGAAAAGCCAUUUUCUUUAGAUUCUGGAGGCUACAGAUCAUGGAAUCAGGCCAAGGCUAUUCUCCACCGAUAAUGAAGUCUAUUGAUCGUAUUCUCCACGGAUGAUAAGUCCAUUAAGCAUCGAUUUGGACAAAUUUAUUUUCGGAUGGCAUUUCCCAUAAUUUCUUGGGCGACGAAAGGCCAUUUUCUUUGGAUAUUGAAGGCUACAGAUCACGCCUGAGGCUAUUCUCAAACGAUGAUUGAGUCCAUUAAGCACCGAUUUGGGCGGAUUUAUUCCGUGUCUAUUUUUGGCAGAUUCCAAAGGGGUACCAUCACAGAUUUCGGGCGAUUUAUCCGAAAUGCCAUUUUCUUUCUAUUCUGGAGGCUACAGAUCACGGAAUCAGACCGACGCUAUUCUCCACCGAUAAUGAAGUCUAUUGAUCCUAUUCACCACGGAUGAUAAAUCGGUUAGCAUCGAUUUGGGCCAAUUUAUUUUCGGAUGGCAUUUUUAUAAUUUCUUGGGCGACAAAAGGCAAUUUUCUUUGGAUAUUGAAGGCUUCAAAUCACGGAUUCGGCAUGUGGCUAUUCUCCUAAGAUGAUUGAGUCCAUUAAGCACCGAUUUGGGCUCCGGUUCAAUUGUUGGCAGUUUCUAAAGGGGUAUCAUCACAGAUUUCGGGCGAUUUAUCCGAAAUGCCAUUUUCUUUCGAUUAUGGAGGCUAUAGAUCACGGAAUCAGGCCGAUGCUAUUCUCCACUGAUAAUGAAGUCUAUUGAUCUUAUUCACCAAGGAUGAUAAGUGCGUUAAGCAUGCUUUGGGCCAAUUUAUUUUCGGAUGGCAUUUUCGUAAUUUCUUGGGCGACGAAAGGCCAUUUUCUUUGGAUAUUGAAGGCUACAGAUCACGGAAUCGGCCUGAGGUUAUUCUCCAAUAAUGAUUGAUUCCAUUAAGUACCGAUUUGGGCGGAUUUAUUCCGGGUUAAUUUUUGGCAGAUUCCAAAGGGGUACCAUCACAAAUUUCAGGCGAUUUAUCCGAAAUGCCAUUUUCUGUUGAUUCUAAAGGCUACAGAUCACGGAAUCAGGCCGAGGCUAUUCUCCACCGAUAAUGAAGUCUAUUGAUCCUAUUCUCCACGGAUGAUUAAGUCCAAUAAGCCAUGAUUUGGACCAAUUUAUUUUUGGAUGACCCUUUCGUAAAUUGGUUGGCGUCGAAAGGCCAUUUUCUUUGGAUUUUGAAGGCUAUAAAUCACGGAUUCGGCCUAAGGAUAUUCGUUAACGAUGAUUAAGUCCAUUAAGCAACGAUUUGAACGGAUUUAUUCCAGGUCAAUAUUUCGCAGAUUGCAAAGGGGCACCAUCACAGAUUUUGGGCGAUUUUUCCGAAAUGCCAUUUUCUUUGGAUAUUGAAGGCUACAAAUCACGGAUUCGGCCUGAGGCUAUUCUUCAACGAUGAAUAAGUCCUUUAAGCACCCAUUUGGACGGAUUUAUUCCAGGUCAAUUUUUGGCAGAUUGCAAAGGUGUACCAUCAUAGAUUUUGGACGAUUUUUCCGAAAGGCCAUUUUCUUUCGAUUCUUGAGGCUACAGAUCACGGAAUCAGGCCGAGGCUAUUCUCCACUGAUAAUGAAGUCUAUUGAUCCUA